AUGGAAGCUAAAACUCAAUUUGAAUUAAUAACAAUUAAAAGUGAAGAUGGAUUUGAUGAAAACGAACUUUCAGUUUUAUUAAAAAGUGAUAGUGAUUUUCAUAUGAAUGGAUUCAUUUGGGGUCAUUUGGCAGCAAAACAUGUAUAUUCUAAAUUAAAUAGUAAAUUGAAAUCAUUUGAACCAAAAUCCAGAUCAGAAAUUAAUGAAAUGAUUAAAGCAAUUACAGCAGUGACCGAAUUCAUAGAAGUGCAUUACUACCAUGAAGAAGAGAUAGCAUGGAAGUUUUUAAUUGAGCAACAGCAAUGUCUAUCGGAACCAUUAUUGACCAUUGUCAAACCUCAACAUACUCAAUGGACUGAGAUUAAUAAUGAAAUGAAGGAUUUGGUGAAAUCGUUGACUGAAAACCAAGAAAUUAAAGAUAAAUCAUCAAAUGGAUGGACUGAAUCAAUUUCAAAAGUGAAAGAAAUCCUUCAAAAAUUGACAGCUAUGGUUUAUAAAAGUUUUUAUGAUGAAGAAAGAAUUAUUAUACCUGUUGUUUUAAGUUCAAUCCCAAAGAGUAAACAAAAUAAAUUGGGUGAGAAAAUGAAUGAAACUAUGAAAAAUGCACCAACUUCUAAAUUUGUUUUAGGUGCAAUCUUGGAUGUUUGCAAAACUAAUAAAGAUUUAGAUGAAAAUGUUAAAAAGGCAAUUCCAUGGGCUGUUAGAAAAGUAAUUUUCCCAUUAGCUCUUGAAAAGAAUUAUAAUUGGUUCUCAGAAUUUGUUGAAAUUAAAUAA
This is a messenger RNA of Dictyostelium discoideum AX4, 774 nucleotides long. RefSeq lists its product as hypothetical. The record is from RefSeq and is a predicted model, not a curated record. Bases 1 to 774 code for a protein of 257 amino acids. The transcript has a single exon. NCBI's taxonomy places the organism in Eukaryota, Evosea, Eumycetozoa, Dictyosteliales, Dictyosteliaceae.